CGCGAAAACUCAGUCGCCGUCUUCUACAAGUUCACACAUUUCUAGUUGGGUUCAUAAUUUCAUGUAACUUUAAACCUACAUUUAAAAUUAACCAUCUAUAGAACAAUCGUCGAGAGAUGUUUUGUGAAAAGGCAAUCGAACUCAUCAGAGAACUUCAUCGUAUGAGCGAUGGUCAACUGCCUGCAUUUAAUGAAGAUGGCAUUCGUCAGGUGCUGGAGGAGAUGAAAGCAUUAUAUGAGCAAAAUCAAAGUGACGUCAAUGAAGCCAAGUCUGAGGGCAAAAGUGAGCUGAUUCCAACCAUCAAGUUCCGCCACUGCUGCCUGCUGAGAAACCAACGUUGUAUUGCUGCCUACCUCUAUGACAGGCUUCUCCGAAUUCGUGCUUUGAGAUGGGAGUAUGGCAGCGUGUUACCUACAAAUAUCCGAUUCCACAUGUGUGCAGAAGAGUUGGAAUGGUUUAACCAGUACAAGAAGUCCCUGGCUACUUACAUGAGGUCACUUGGAGGAGAGGAAGACUAGACAUAACCACAGGACUUGAAGCCUCCGAAGAGUUUGUACAUUGAGGUGCGCUGUUUAAAAGACUAUGGCGAGUUUGAAAUAGAUGAUGGGACCAUUAUUCUUCUGAAGAAAAACAGUCAGCACUUCCUGCCACGAUGGAAGUGUGAACAGUUGAUCCGCCAAGGGGUCUUGGAACACAUCGUGUCUUGAAUGGGACACCAAAACGACAU
This is a messenger RNA of Esox lucius (northern pike), 727 nucleotides long. RefSeq names its product GINS complex subunit 1 (Psf1 homolog) (gene gins1). The record is from RefSeq and is a predicted model, not a curated record. Gene Ontology annotation, biological process: DNA strand elongation involved in mitotic DNA replication; DNA replication. Gene Ontology annotation, cellular component: GINS complex. NCBI's taxonomy places the organism in Eukaryota, Metazoa, Chordata, Actinopteri, Esociformes, Esocidae.